This is a messenger RNA of Maudiozyma saulgeensis, 4152 nucleotides long. The record is from the annotation of a GenBank genome assembly. Lineage: Eukaryota; Fungi; Ascomycota; Saccharomycetes; Saccharomycetales; Saccharomycetaceae.
AUGUCAACAUUACAAGAAGAAGUUCCGACGAAUACUUCUGAAGAUUUCGGUUUUAAAAGUUUAGGUCAAAAGAAUAUAUUACCUUCGUCAGAAGAAAGUUUACCAUUCGCGUCUUUGGAACAUUUUAGCAUUCUUAAUGGUAAAUCAUUAUACAUUGCAUAUUCUAAUGAUAGAUUAAUAAUUGGGGAUUUACAAAUCCUAAGAGAUUUUGUUCAAAAUAAAGAAGAACUUAGUAGAGAUGAGCUAGAUAAACUGUUUGAAGAAACUAUUCCAGAUGUAAUAUUUUGUGGCUUUAAUGCAAAUGGUAAAGCUAUUCUUGUUACUAAAUCAGGAGCAAUAAUUACAAUCGAUACAAAUUCUUUUGAAAAAUCACAAGAAUCGAUAGAAUUAAAUAAAACAAUAAUCACAGCAAAAUUAUUUCAUAAUUUAUUAUGGAUUUUAGACGACCAAAACACUUUAUUUUAUUUUGAUCCAAUAAAUCAUAAGACAUCUGAAACUAUUAAAGAUAAUGUCAGUUCAUUUGACCUGUAUGAUGAUAAAUUAUACCUAUUAUUAAAUACUGAAACUGAAAAUAUUCAAAUAUUUAAAGGUGAAAGAUCACCAAAACUAGAAAAAUCAUUCUCAAAUCCAGAUGAAAUAAAUGAAACAAUUAACGAUGAUUCCAUGGAACCAACAAGUAUUUCGGUCGUUUCCGAAAAGAAACUUUUAAUAGUUUAUGGUAAUAAUGUGUCUCCAGAUGAUGAAGAUAUAAGUUAUGAUCAAAAAAUGUAUAUCGCUGAAUUAAAUGACGAUGAAACAUCUCUUACGUUCCAUGAAUCUUUUGAUAUUGAUCCACCUUUCGGUAGUGUAUUAAGAUAUCCAUAUUUUUACAAUAUCCUUUUUAAAAAUUUAAUCCCAGAUUGUGAUUUCAUUAGCGUAUUGGGAUCAUCCUGCGCAAGUGAAUUAACAAUAUAUGAUUCAAAAGAAGUUGUUCAACCAUCACAGGAUAGUGAAAGGGCUGUACUGCCUAUAAGUCAAAUUACAGAUAACGAUACUAACCCUACUGGUUUAGCAUUGGAUAUCUCUACUAGUGGUAAAAUCUUUGAUGUGUGCUUAGGAGUUGAUGAAAUUGAAAGAUUACCAUUGAUAUAUAUAUUAAAUAAUGAAGGUGAUUUACAAAUUGUAGGUUUGUUCCAUUCAACAGCUAUUAAAGAGGGAAAAUUUAAUUUAUCCAGUUUAGAAGAUGAUUUGCAUAAAAAUAAUAGAAUUGUUCCUUUAACUACUGAAGAUACCUUUGCUGUAAAUGUUAAUAAUGAACAACCAGCCCAAGUUGACGAAAGCAUCAAGAACGAACAUAAAGAUGAUUCUCAAAGUAAGCCAACAUUUGGUAAACCAUUUGGAUCUACUACCGAAAACCCAUUUACGUCUCAAGCAGAUACUUCUAAUUUAGUAUCACCAUUUGCCAGUCUCUCUACGAAAUCAAAUUCUGACGAGAAAACUGCAAGUGAAGCAUCGUCAGCCUUUACUGCGAAUAAACCAUUUUCAUUCGGACAAGCGUCAACACCGCAGUCUUCAUUGGGUCAAACGUCACUUGGUCAAACUUCGUUCGGUCAUACAUCAUUCGGUCAAACAUCAUUUGGUCAAAAGCCAUUUAGUGAGAAACAAGAUACUACAUCGUCUGCAUUUGGAAAGCCAGCUUUUGGAAAUUUGACUUUAGGUCCAACGGCAGAAAAUAGCACAGAAGAACAGAAGGAACAGGAAAACUCAGUAUCAAGUUUUGAUUUGAAUGCAACAAGUGAAAACAAACCCGAACAAAAUCAGAAUACCUUUGGCAAUACUUCAUUUGGGGCUCCAUCUUUCGGUGCACCAUCUUUUGGGACGUCAACAUUAAAUACAGGGGUCAAACCCACUGAAUCGGCGUUUGGUAAACCUUCUUUUGGAACUCCAUCUUUUGGGCAGUCUACGAAACCAGCUCCUUCUUUUGGUGCAACAGGAUCAGUAUUCGGUUCUAUAGGGAAUCAAGAAUCUCCAUUUGCUAACAUCGGAAAACAGGAAUCUCCUUUUACUACCGUAGGUAAGCAAGAAUCUCCUUUUGCUAACAUCGGAAAACAGGAGUCUCCAUUUGCUAACAUCGGAAAACAGCAGUCUCCAUUUGCUAAAAUUGGAAAACAGCAGUCUCCAUUUGCUAACAUAGGAAAACAAGAAUCUCCAUUUACUAACAUAGGUAAGCAGGAAUCACCUUUUGGUGAUUUUAAGAAGGCUUUGCCAGAUUUAGAUAAAGAAGAAAACGGAGAACAAACAAAGAAUGAAGAAAGCUCAGAUACAGAAACCAACCAAGAUCAUGCUGAUUCAGAGAAGAAGAAAAUUAUUAAUGAAGAUGGUGUUGACGAAAAGAAAGAAUCGACUAUCGAAUCAUUGACUAACAAAAUUAAGAAGUCUGCUAAUAUUUCAGCUGGUAGCCUUGAAUUUCCAUCUUUCACUAAACCACCUUUAGAGAAUGCAGCUCUUUCUCCAUCUCCAUUUUCUUCGUUUGCCAAUAAAAUUAAGGAACCAUCAAAUGCAUUUACUUCAUUUUCUAUGGAAAACAAUCCGGCAAUAACGUUGAGGGACUCUUCACCGGUAUCUGAAGAUGUUUCUGAAACCUCGGAGGGAGAUAUAGUUGAUGAAAAAGGAACAGAUGAUGAAGAACUAGAACAAGAUCUUUCUCAAGAUGUGAUCAAAAAUGAAGUUGUUCCUGAAAUAAGAGAAUCAGAACCUGAAAUGGAAAAGUCUAGCGAAGAGCUUGAAUUAGAUGCAACAGAAUCGGAGAAUGAGCCUGAAUCCGAUUUAGCCGAGCAAAAAGACGACCAAACUAUAAACCAUGAAAUAUUGCCUGAAGACGCAGACUUGGAAGUAAUUAAAAAGACAAAAUCAAUUGAAAAUGUACUCAAAAGUAAUGACUCUAUUCCUUCUUCAACUUUGCAAUAUGGUGAUUCGCCAAGAAGUAUUGAAGAAUUAACAGGUUCCCCUGAAGCUGCAGGUGAAUUUCCACUUGGAAAUGAUCUCAAUGAAUCGGAUGAAAAAGUUGAAUCGUUUGAAGAUUUAUCUGGUGUUGCAACAUCAGAUGGAGAAGGUGUUAAUGGUGAAAAUGAAGAGGCAAAAUCUGAAAUGGUAUCGAAUGGAAUUCAAGCUAUCUCAGAAACAAAUUCAAUAGAUAUACAGACAGAAAUACCGGAAGUUGAUGAUAAAUGUAUACCGCUAACCACUUCUAUCGAUGUAGAAGUCCAAACAAAAGAAUAUAGAACAUGUAAUUUUGAGAUGCAGGCAUUUGAAGGUGGUGAAUCAUAUCUUGCUGAGCUUCAUAAGCCAGCUCCAUUAAAGGAUUAUUACACAUAUGCUGAUAUUAAAUCUAUGCCACCUUUAAGUAAAGAUCCUAUUAUGAGCUCUAUGGAGAAAACUUACUAUUUGAUAGAAGCAGAAUUGGGUGUUUUAACGGAUAAUAUAACGAAUUUGGACAAAUUUUUUAUUGAUCAAAAUACCUUAGAACUUGAAAAGAGAACUGUUGAGACACUUCCAAAUUUAUAUACUUGGAGAAUUUCAGAAACUCAAAGAUUAUGUGAUUUAAUCGAUGGUUUAAAGGAUGGUUAUUUAUCUAACGGUAACAAAUUAGAAGAGUUAAGUGAAAGUAUUUCAGAAUCUACAGUUCAAGUAUUGAAAACUAAAAAUGAAAUGGAUGAAUUAAAAGAAUUUAUUUUCCAAGUUGAAUACAUGGCUGAUACUGCACAAAAUAAUAAGUAUUGUAGAUUAGGUCUUCAUCAAACCAAGAUGCAAAGUAAGUUACGUCAAAAGAUGAGUAGAACGUAUGAUGAAUUACAAAGUAUUACUGAAUCGUUGAAUAUAUUAAAAGUGUAUAUCUCGAAGGAUAGUGUUGUUGAACGGGAUAUGUUAAUCGAGAAAAUGGAUGAAACUAAGAAACACCAUCAAGGUGUAUUAGCCACUAUCAAAAAACUACAGGAAGAUAUUGAGAGAUUGAAUAUGAAUUCUAGGGUGGAGAAAACGGAUGAUUUGGAUAAAUAUGAAGAUUUUGCAAAGGAAGAUAUUACGUCAAUUGAUAUAGUUGGACUUGGUAUAGAACAAAAUACCAAGAAACAACUUGGUAGUUUCUUCAAGAGACUAAAUAAAGAGGUCAUUUAA